Molecule: messenger RNA, 1812 nt
Organism: Ilex paraguariensis (yerba mate)
Lineage: Eukaryota; Viridiplantae; Streptophyta; Magnoliopsida; Aquifoliales; Aquifoliaceae
Source: the annotation of a GenBank genome assembly
AUGCCGGCUGUGACGUGCAACUACCCCAGCCGUCCUAAGGAAUCUUCAUGGCAUCAAACCCAAGUGAGUCCGCUUUCAAGUUUCAGCAAUGGAGGACACGGUCAAAAGCCUAGCAAACCUGUCAUCCUCAAAGAGCAAUUCAAUUUUGGUGGUGCUCUUGAUGAGUACAGUUCUGCCAAGGAUUUUGGCCAGAGAGUAGGAGCCGGAAGGAACAUUGCAGCACAAACUCAUUUGUAUGGAACAGAAGCUUGGGGGGACUUGGGGGACCUAAGUUCAUUUUGGUCUGAACUCGGUAUUGACAAUUUUUAUGUUGAUAUUGUCUCUCCACCAUUUCAAUCAUGUGAUGAAGGAAUUUCAGAGCUUGUCAGUGUCCAAUCUGAAGAUUCUGAGGUUAUUGAGCCCAAGAAGGAAGAGCCAAUCUUAUCUCCUUCAGCAUCGCUUACAAUUCUUAAUAACUAUGGAGGCGGGUUCAGACGUUUGAAUGCAGAAAAGAUAAAUGCGCCAAGCUAUGACACAACAUGCACUGUGGUGCAUGGCCGAAAAUUAUCAACUAACGCAAUCAUGAGGUUAGCUGGAGAAAAGUUCAUCAACUCCUGUUCCCAACUGGUUGAUGAUAUCUCUGCACCGAGUCAUCCAUAUUCUAGUUCAUUUACGGACUUAUCUGAUGAGGAGGCUAAAGACGUGGAACUCGUCCAGUGUCUUCUAGCUUCAGUGGAGAAAAUAAGCCAGCAGCAAUUUGAUCGUGCAAGAAAACUCCUCAUCCAGUGUGAUGACUCAUCUUCCAAUAAGGGAAAUCCUGUUCAGAGAGUAGUGUACUAUUUUUCUGAAGCUCUUCGAGAGAAGAUCGAUCAUGAGACUGGAGGAUUCACAUCACAGUGUUUGGGAAAGAAGCAGUCAAGAGAUACUGUAGAGGCAGUGAUGAGCCCAAACCCCACUAUCAUUUCAUUUUACAAGAACAUACCCUUCAUUCAAGUAAGCCAAUUUAGUGGAGUGCAAGCAUUGAUUGACAAUUUAGGAGGGGCGAAAAAGGUCCACAUAAUUGACCUUGAGAUCAGGGGCGGGACGCACUGUACGAUUUUGAUGCAAGCUCUUGCAGCUCGAGGUGAAUGUCCCCUUGAGCAUCUCAAGAUAACUGCUGUUGGAACUAGAUUGAAACCAAAAAUAGAGGAAACAGGUAAUCGGUUGAUGAGUUUUGCCCGGUCCAUGAAUUUAUCAUUCUCUUUCAAUGUAGUCAUGGUAGCAGACAUGCUAGAUCUCAAUGAAUAUCUUUUUGAGCUGGAUUCUGAGGAAGUAGUUGCUGUCUACUCAUCAUGUAUAUUAAAUAGCAUGAUUCAACGGCCAGAUCGGCUGGAAUGUUUGAUGAGAGUGAUGAGAAACAUUAAUCCUUGUGUAAUGGUUGUGACAGAGAUCGAGGCAAGCCAUAAUUCCCCGAUUUUUGUCAACCGUUUCAUUGAAACUCUUUUCUUCUAUGGUGCAUUUUUUGAUGCUCUAGCAGAUGGCAUGAGGCAUGAUGAACCAAAUAGAAUGAUGUCAGAAUCAAUAUACACAAGUCAAGCAAUACGAAACAUUGUGGCUGCUGAGGGAGAGGAUAGGACACUUCGACAUGUGAAUAUCCAUACCUGGAGGAUGUUUUUGGCCAGAUUUGGGAUGGUGGAGAUAGACCUGAGCCUGUCAUCCUUGUAUCAAGCAAAUAUGUUGCUUACGAACUUUGCUUGUGGCAGUUCUUGCAGGCUUGAAAUUGACGGGAAAAGCCUAAUGAUUGGGUGGAAGGAAACACCAAUGUUUUCUCUUUCUGUUUGGAAAUUUCUCUGA